GGACAAUGUGCUGCUGGAGGAGAAACUAAAGGAGCAACCAAAGAAGCAAGUACUUCUAAAGGAGCAACUAAAGAAGCAAGUACUUCUAAAGGAGCAACUAAAGAAGCAAGUACUACUGAAGGAGCAACUAAAGGAGCAAGUACUACUGAAGGAGCAACUAAAGGAGCAAGUACUACUGAAGGAGCAACUAAAGGAGCAAGUACUACUGAAGGAGCAACUAAAGGAGCAAGUACUACUGCAGGAGUAACUAAAGGAGAAAAUGCAACUACAGGAGCACCUGGAACACCAGGAGCUAAUGCAGUACAAUUUAAAGAAGGAACUGCCAAUAAUGGUGAACAAGUAAUGUCAAGAGGAGAAGCACAAUUACAAGCAGCAGGAAAGAAAAAGAAGAAAAAAGGAUGCUGUGGUUAA
Molecule: messenger RNA, 411 nt
Organism: Plasmodium reichenowi
Lineage: Eukaryota; Apicomplexa; Aconoidasida; Haemosporida; Plasmodiidae
Product: knob-associated histidine-rich protein
Exons: 1
Source: RefSeq, a predicted model, not a curated record